Molecule: messenger RNA, 1739 nt
Organism: Harpegnathos saltator (Jerdon's jumping ant)
Lineage: Eukaryota; Metazoa; Arthropoda; Insecta; Hymenoptera; Formicidae
Product: fez family zinc finger protein erm
Exons: 6
Coding region: 236-1441 (401 amino acids)
Biological process (GO): regulation of gene expression
Cellular component (GO): nucleus
Source: RefSeq, a predicted model, not a curated record
AGAGAGAGAGAGAGGUCGUCAUCGUUUCACGCGCGAGAUAGUAACCUGUGCGAGAAAAGGACGUGUGCCGCGAAAGUUCGACGUCCGCCGCCGACGUCAGCGGACAAUCUGUGUGAUCGCCUCGCCUCGGCCGACUGAUCUAAGCAGUGCUGGGCCGAGCUCGGGGGGAUAGUGCACGGGGACUCCAUGAGCGGCGUGGAAUUUUAGCGCAUCGUUCGUCACACAGCUGGGCGUAAUGUACGAAGCGGUACCUCGAACUUGGCACAUGAAACCGGAACUCCAUUGCAAUCCCGUAGGAAUCCCGGCGGGCGCCUUGUCACCCCCGGUCACCCUCUCGCCGCCCAGCAGCCCGAGCGUGAUCGCACUGCCGCCUUCGCCCUGGAGCCCGGGCGUGCCCGGGAGCAGUUCGAGCACCAUCGCCUCGACCAAUGCACCCUCGGGCCUCUGCCAACCCGUCCCCGACCGUUUCAGCGCCUUCACCCUCGUCUCAAAUUACAACCCCGACCUGCGACUGCAAAGUCUACCUCUCAGCGCCAGCGUCGCCGCCGCGCGAGAGAUGCGCUGCGGCCUGAUGUACGGCGGCUAUGGGUCAUCCGGCAGCGCCUGGUGGGCCCGUCACGUGGGCCUGCUGCUGCCACAUUCCUUGCUACCGUCUACAAGAAUCCCGUCCCAGCAGACGACACCGGUCACGAACUGCUCGCCCAUUCAUCCGGAACCCCUCAGCCCGGCGCGUCCCGGAUCGCCACGGAGAUGCACGCCCGAGAAGGCCAAAUUCGAGGAGGAGGUGCCGCUGAACCUCAGCACGAAGCCGAGCGACGUCUCGUCGAGUAUCAGCAGGAAAAAUGAAAUCUGGUCACCGGGCUCGGUGUGCGAGAGGGAGGCCAGGGAAACGAGAGCGCCGUCCUCCAGCAGGAGUCCGUCCUCGACCCCUAUAAUUACGCGGCAAAUUCAUCACUCGCCUCUCACACCGCCCUCUUCGACCGAGAGGACUUUUCAAUGUAAGCAGUGCGGCAAAGCAUUCAAACGGUCGAGCACGCUCAGCACUCACCUCCUGAUCCACUCCGACACGAGGCCUUACCCCUGUCAAUAUUGCGGCAAGAGGUUUCACCAGAAGUCGGACAUGAAGAAGCACACCUACAUCCACACCGGUGAGAAACCGCACAAGUGCGUGGUGUGCGGCAAGGCGUUCUCCCAGAGCAGCAACCUGAUCACGCACAUGCGUAAGCACACCGGCUACAAACCCUUCCAGUGCGGCCUCUGCGACAAGGCCUUCCAGAGGAAGGUCGACCUGCGGAGGCACCGGGAAGGUCAGCACCCGGCGGCGCCGGCGCUCGAUUAUCGCGCUCUACAGGUACCGUCGCAGCCCAAAGGCAACCGGCACUCGCCAGCAUCGUCGACACCCUCGGGUUACCACAUGAUACCCGUGCCCGGCAGUAGCUGAGACUCGUUCACCUGACAGACGCUCAGUCCGUGAACGCAAGAGGCCCCCCGGCAACCUGCGCGUAUCGUCGGGCCCAUCAGGAUGAGAGACCGCGUGUCCGAUACCGGCGAAAGCGACAAACGACACGUGUACUCGAGUCCGCGAGAGUCCUAACGGAGCAAUGUACUUUGAGUACGUGCAUCAGCGGACACCCCUGGCGCUCGCGGCGCGACGGUGAGGGUUGAGGGUAACUCGCGCUCGCGCGGCCGUUUCGCUUCACGUCGAACACGAGCUUUAGGAUUUUUUUUUCCUUCUCUCU